Schistosoma mattheei is the source of this 1449-nucleotide messenger RNA. Lineage: Eukaryota; Metazoa; Platyhelminthes; Trematoda; Strigeidida; Schistosomatidae. The record is from the annotation of a GenBank genome assembly.
AUGUGCAGUUCAUCUCAAAAUCAACAAUGCGCUCUAAAGGAGAUUGGUAAUAACUCAACUGCCGAGAAGAUAAGGAAGAGUAGCUUUACUCAACAUAGCUCACUCUUCCACAUAGACGAGGACUCUACAACGAAAUUACACCAGCUUAUAAAUUUUUCUUUGAUAUCUAAGUCUUUGAAUCUUAGUCCUAUACACUGGAAAUCUGUUCCUCAACUUUAUGGUAUUAAGAACAAACACAAUUCCGCUAUUUGUGGUGUUGUAAUAAAAAGGAAGAGGAAUAAGAAAACUCGAGCUACUGUUUCUGAACGUACACCAUUGGAUAAAUGUAAAGAGAGAAAGAAACCUAUCAAGUCGGAUGAAGCCAUCGUACCGCCCAAGUUAAUUGAGACGCAUCCUAACACCUCUAAACAGUCUACUGCAGUCAAGAAUAUCGAAUCGAAAAAUCCAAACCGUCAGUUACCGACCGUAGUUGAAGGUAAUGUGUCUGAGGAACUGACAUUCUCUUCAGUUGGGAAACGCCAACGACGUCUAACGGCCAGAGCCGCUGAAGCGAUAGCACAAGCGAAUCUGCGGAAGUCUCGUAAAUCUUUAUCAGGAAGUUUAUGCAGUAAAACCAAAGUCCUUUCGGAUGAUGAUAAACCAGGACCAGAGAACGAAAACAAAAUUGUGGAUGGGUUAAAGGCUACUACUGAGGAGACAGCGACUACCAUCAUCACUCCUAAUAAACGAUUUAGUCCUCCUGCCAUAAGUCCAUGCGCUAAGGCUACAUUAUCUCCUAAAAAUGGAAAAGUCGACCUCGGAACAGGAGAUGACGAAUCAUUGACUGUGAUCAGCGAAAAUGUAUCCCCUCGUAUACCUACAGUGAUAGGGGAGUGUAAUUUCGAACCAGAAAGCUCAUGUAAUGAAACCCUAAUUGUAGCUGAUUCAUUGCCGCAAAUAGAAAAAGUUGUGUCACCAAACAUUGUACAAAAUGAGAGUUUUAGUGAAAUCACAACAACUGAAGCUUCUACAGAGGAUCAACUUCACGUUUUGGUGACGAGUCCAACUUGCAGCAACAAACCUUUACCUGAUGUCCACGAAUCGGAAAGCCGAAAUGAGUGUUUAGGUGUUCUUGAUGACUUGAUUAAGGAAACUCUGACAGUUCUGGAAAGUAAUCCAGUUAAGCAGCAGGAGAUAUAUGAGGUCAACGAUCCAUACAUUCAGUCCUUUCCUGAUACCGUAGUGACACAAGAAAAUAGAAAUCUAACUAUGUCGAAUGAAGCAAUCAACAAAACAACACCUGAAGCCGAAAUACCAGUUCAAAAUGAUCUUACUACUAAUAUUCAGCUAAAGUUACCUGAAGAAAAAGAUGCAGGGGUUUUAGUUGAAACGAACGAAAACUCUGAAGUUAAAGAAACAAGCAUACUGAUGAAGCCUCAGAUAUUAAUAAUCAAGAGCAAACUGAAAUAA